Molecule: messenger RNA, 1488 nt
Organism: Tachyglossus aculeatus (Australian echidna)
Lineage: Eukaryota; Metazoa; Chordata; Mammalia; Monotremata; Tachyglossidae
Gene: FLOT2
Product: flotillin 2
Exons: 11
Coding region: 56-1342 (428 amino acids)
Biological process (GO): regulation of myoblast differentiation; protein localization to plasma membrane
Cellular component (GO): plasma membrane
Source: RefSeq, a predicted model, not a curated record
UUCUCAUCCUCUCCUCCUCACCUCCUCAUCCUCCUCCCCCUCCCAGCCGAGCACCAUGGGCAACUGCCACACCGUGGGGCCCAACGAGGCGCUGGUGGUGUCAGGAGGCUGCUGCGGCUCGGACUUGAAGCAGUACGUGUUCGGCGGCUGGGCCUGGGCCUGGUGGUGUGUCUCAGACACGCAGAGGAUUUCCCUAGAGAUAAUGACGCUACAGCCCCGGUGUGAGGAUGUAGAGACGGCCGAGGGGGUAGCUCUAACUGUGACUGGCGUGGCCCAGGUGAAGAUCAUGACGGAGAAGGAGCUCCUGGCCGUGGCCUGCGAGCAGUUCCUUGGGAAGAACGUCCAGGAUGUCAAGAACGUGGUCCUGCAGACGCUGGAAGGACACCUGCGCUCCAUCCUUGGAACCUUGACCGUGGAGCAGAUCUACCAGGACCGGGACCAGUUUGCCAAGCUGGUGAGGGAGGUGGCCGCCCCGGAUGUGGGCCGCAUGGGCAUCGAGAUCCUGAGCUUCACCAUCAAGGAUGUCUACGAUAAGGUGGAAUACCUGAGUUCUCUGGGAAAGACACAGACGGCCGUGGUGCAGAGAGACGCCGACAUCGGGGUGGCCGAGGCCGAGCGGGACGCGGGCAUCAAGGAGGCCGAGUGCAAGCGGGAGAUGCUGGACGUCAAGUUCCAGGCCGACACCAAGAUCGCCGACUCCAAACGGGCCUUUGAGCUGCAGAAGUCGGCCUUCAGCGAGGAGGUGAACGUCAAGACGGCCGAGGCCCAGUUGGCAUACGAGCUGCAGGGGGCCCGGGAGCAGCAGAAGAUCCGCCAAGAGGAGAUCGAGAUCGAGGUGGUGCAGCGCAAGAAGCAGAUCGCCGUGGAAGAGCAGGAGAUAAUCCGCAUGGACAAGGAGCUGAUUGCCACCGUGAGACAGCCCGCCGAGGCUGAGGCUCACCGUAUACAGCAGAUCGCCGAGGGCGAGAAGGUGAAGCAGGUCCUCCUGGCCCAGGCGGAGGCCGAGAAGAUCCGCAAGCUGGGGGAAGCGGAGGCUUCCGUGAUCGAGGCGAUGGGUAAGGCGGAGGCCGAGCGGAUGAAGCUGAAGGCGGAGGCGUAUCGGAAGUACGGGGACGCGGCCAAGAUGGCCCUGGUGCUGGAAGCCCUGCCCCAGAUCGCCGCCCAAGUGGCCGCGCCGCUGACCAAAGUAGACGAGAUCGUGGUCCUGAGCGGCGACAACAACAAAGUGACAACAGAAGUGAACCGCCUGCUGGCAGAGCUCCCCGCCUCCGUGCACGCGCUCACGGGAGUGGACCUGACUAAGAUCCCCCUCAUCCAGAAGGCCACAGGGGUGCAGGUGUGAGAGCCAGCCAAGGACACCCAACUUCUUCCAUCUCCCGCCUCCCCGCUCCGAGGCCCGUCUCUCCGGCCGGGGCGUGGGCAGUCGGAUUCGGACUCUGACUUUCUCUCUGGUGCCUUAUUUUGUAGGACCAGAAGCUGCAUGUCCAA